GGUUGUGAGAUAGGAAGUUUCGACGGCCCCCAUCGCAAUCGCCUUCCAUCACCACUGAGACAGAGAGGACCCGACAUGGCCAGCGCAGCAAAUCGACACGCCGACGUUGACGGCGACAAAGCCGGCGCGGACCGCAACCACACAAUUCUCCAAGCAUUCGAGUGGUACACGCCAGGUGGUGGCAAUCACUGGCGCUGGUUGCACGACAAUGCGGAACGGUUUGCAGCAAUGGGCCUGACGGCGCUCUGGCUUCCCCCGCCCACCAAGGCGGCGGGCGAUCAGAGCACGGGCUACGAUAUCUACGAUCUCUGGGACCUGGGCGAGUUUGUCAAGGGCGGAAAGGAGGACGGAGAAAAGCGGACCAAAUACGGAACAAGAGAAGAACUGGAAGCCCUCAUGAAGAAGAUGAGAGAGGUGGGCAUCUCAAUCUACAUCGAUGCGGUCCUCAAUCACAAGGAUGGAGCAGACGAGACAGAGGUCUUUGCGGCACAUCCGGUCGACGAACACGAGCGCAACAAGGACAUUGGCCCCCAGGAGGACAUCGAAGCCUGGACCAAAUUCACCUUUCCAGGACGCAAGGGAAAGUACAGCGAGUUCACCUGGUGCUUCAACCACUUCACCGGCGUUGAUUGGAAUCAGAAGGAGCAGAAGAAGCAGAUUUAUCGAAUCGAAGGCAAUGGCAAGAAAUGGGCAAAGGACGUCAUGAGCGGCGAUGGAGUUGACAACUUUGACUACCUCAUGUGUGCCGACAUCGACCACUCUCAUCCCGACGUGGAAAAGGACCUCAUCGCCUGGGGCAAGUGGAUGCUGCGGACGUUCCCCAUCAGUGGCUUCCGAUUCGAUGCCGUCAAGCACAUGAGUCGCUCCUUUGUGGCCAAAUUCAUUGGCGCCGUUCGUGACGAAGCGCGCAGCAUCGCCAAGGAAAAGGGGCUUGACGUCGACGAAAGUGAAGGGCCCAUUUGCUUCGCCGUGGGCGAGGAGUGGACGCCCGACAUUGGCAAGAUCAACGAAUGGCUUGGACGAUUUGGCGAUGAGCAAUUCAGCCUCUUCGAUGUGCCACUUCACUACAAGUUCAAGGCGGCCGGUGACGCGGGCGAUCAGUUUGACCUGAGGGGACUCCUUGAUAACACACUCUUGUCGUCUCGGCCCAUGGACGCCGUGACUUUCGUUGAGAAUCACGACACGCAGGCUGGCCAAGCUCUCGAAAGCACCGUCUCGCCCACAUUCAAGCCACUGGCCUAUGCGACAAUCCUCCUUCGUCCCGACGGAUACCCCUGCAUCUUUCUCGGCGACCUGGACGGAUGCCACGGCGAGGGAGACUCGCAGCCCUCGGUCCCACCGAUGUCCUCGCUCGACAAGUUUAUUCUUGCCCGCUCCCGCUUCUCGUACGGCGAGCUGCGCGACUACCGCGACCACCCCUCGUGCGUCGGCUGGGUCCGCAUGGGCACCGAGGACAAGGACUUCAAGAACGGGUUGGCCGUCGUCAUGUCUGUUGGCCAGGAAGGGUCCAAGAGGAUGGAAGUGGGCACUCAACACAAGGGAAAGGAGUUCGCCGACCUGCUCGGAUGGCAUCAGGGUACGAUCAAGGUCGAAGACGACGGCUGGGCAGACUUUAAAUGCUCUGGUCAGUCCGUCAGUAUCUGGGUGCUCAAAGAGGAGAAGGAGGCGCUAGACCAGCAAUAGAGGCAAGCGCACAAGUUUUGAGCAUCCGAGAACACAGGAUAGACCGACACAUACGCAGAGAUGUAGCUCUUUGAAGAUCAUUUCGCUUGGUCGAUAGAGAUGUUGAGUGUUUUUAAGCACAACAUUUACGGUGUUCUAGGUAUGAAGUGAAAGAGGACGAUAUGAUGAAGAGACGAUUAGAGAGAUGG
Acaromyces ingoldii is the source of this 1871-nucleotide messenger RNA. RefSeq names its product thermostable alpha-amylase. Gene Ontology annotation, molecular function: calcium ion binding; hydrolase activity, hydrolyzing O-glycosyl compounds. The transcript has 4 exons. The coding region runs from base 76 to 1683 and encodes 535 amino acids. Gene Ontology annotation, biological process: carbohydrate metabolic process. The record is from RefSeq and is a predicted model, not a curated record. NCBI's taxonomy places the organism in Eukaryota, Fungi, Basidiomycota, Exobasidiomycetes, Exobasidiales, Cryptobasidiaceae.